UUAGUAUAACAAAAGAAUCUUGUUAUACUUUUCAGGGAAAAGUUCUACUAAAUAGAAACUACCGUGGAGACGUUGACAUGGGCCUAAUAGAAAAGUUUUUGCCCAUUGUGAUGGAGCGAGAGGAAGAAGGACAAAUGGCUCCGGUUGUCCAGUUGGGCGAGGUUCACUUUGUCUAUGUUAAAUAUAACUAUCUCUACAUCGUUGUUAUUACUCGGAAAAAUGCUAAUAUCGCUCUUUUAUUUACAUUUAUUUACAAGUUAAUCGCAAUAUUUGUUGAAUAUUUUAAAGAUCUUGAAGAAGAAAGCAUUCGGGACAAUUUCGUCAUUACAUACGAACUGCUAGAUGAGGUUAUGGAUUUUGGAUAUCCUCAGACAACUGAUACAAAAAUAUUGCAAGAGUAUAUUACUCAAGAAAGCCACAAGUUGGAGAUUGCUCCUCGUCCUCCAAUGGCUGUUACUAAUGCAGUUUCUUGGCGUUCAGAAAAUAUAAAAUAUAGAAAAAACGAAGUUUUCUUAGAUGUGAUCGAAUGCGUCAAUUUAUUGGUGAGUUCCACAGGGAAUGUUCUUCGUAGCGAAAUUGUUGGUAGUAUAAAAAUGCGGGUGUAUCUUUCAGGCAUGCCAGAACUAAGAUUAGGUGUAAAUGAUAAAGUUCGUUUCGAAAACACAGGGAAAGCUAAAGCUAGAUCUGUUGAACUUGAAGAUGUAAAGUUCCAUCAGUGCGUCCGACUUUCAAGGUUCGAAAACGAUCGUACCAUUUCUUUCAUUCCUCCUGAUGGCGAGUUUGAAUUAAUGUCCUAUCGCCUAAAUACGCAUGUAAGUCCUACGCUCUGUGGCCUUUGUAUUAUUCCUACCAAUAACGUCUUAUAUAAAGUCUUAACACUUCAUAUUGCAUCAGUUAUAUUAUUUUAA
Molecule: messenger RNA, 908 nt
Organism: Protopolystoma xenopodis
Lineage: Eukaryota; Metazoa; Platyhelminthes; Monogenea; Polystomatidea; Polystomatidae
Source: the annotation of a GenBank genome assembly